Messenger RNA from Pocillopora meandrina, 1447 nucleotides. The record is from the annotation of a GenBank genome assembly. Lineage: Eukaryota; Metazoa; Cnidaria; Anthozoa; Scleractinia; Pocilloporidae.
ACAGAAGCAAAAAGCUGCGCCCAACUACUUAAAGAUGGUUUCACUUCCAAUGGCGUGUACACCAUCAAUCCAGAUGGCGGUAAACCAAUACCAGCGUUGUGUGACAUGACCACGGACGGUGGAGGUUGGACCGUUUUUCAGAGACGUUUGGACGGCUCUAUUGACUUCUUUCGUGACUGGAAAUCUUACAAAGAGGGGUUCGGAAGUUUGAGCGGCGAGUUCUGGUUCGGAAACGACAAUCUUCACCGUUUGACGGAUGCUAAUGACGUCAUGUUGAGAGUUGACUUGGAGGACUUUGAGGGGAACAUCACAUACGCUGAGUACAAUACAUUUAAGGUGGCACACGAGGCUGAUAAUUACAGUCUCACUCUCGGAGAAUACAAUGGCACAGCGGGAGAUUCCUUCAUGUUUCAUAGGUAUCAUUAUUAGUCAAGAAAUACUUUGGUGUUGAACGUAUUACGAUCUCUCUCAUGCACGAUUAACUCUUUUCUUCUCUCUUCAUAUUCUUUAAAAGUGAAGUUGCCUCUGAAACUGAAAGGUCAUAGGAAUCGUAGAGGUGGUGUUUAGGAAAAUGUCGUUUAUGUAAACCAGACACGAGCACAAUCGGUUGCCAGUAGUGUGACAAAGCUCCUUUUUAGUCAUGGGAGUGUUUGUUUUCACCACUUCAGUAACAGUUUUCGAAAAGAGUGUAAAAUGGGCAACACUUCCAAUUAAGCAUAUGAAUCAAAAGAAAAACCGAGGGGGAUUACUAAAAGGAUACCAAACAGCUCAUUAAAGACAAGAUUUCUCCAUCAGGGUCUAGUCGUUCAAAACCCAAUGAGGCAAGCCAAGGAUCAGAGUAGAUUUUUAUUGCACCUUAACAGCUCUGCAGGUUUUCUUAAUCAUAUUUCAUCAUUUUCAAUCUUUCCUGGCAUGAUGACAACAACCCCACAUAACUACGAGAUAACGAAUGAAUGGUUUCACACGAGGAAAGGCAAAACCAACUUAAAAUUCUAAUCCUGAAUUAGCGCAGAUGACCUUUUUGAACAUUUACGCCCACCUGGAAGCCUAAAUAUUGAAUGGCCCUAACACAUAAGUUAACGAUAAAUCUUGAAAGAGAACUCUCAGAAAAACAUCUGAGUAUUCUCUUCCAUUCUUUUGCAUUUACCAUGCAUGUUUCUAUCUCAGCCUGUUUUGAUUUGUUUUGAAACUUUUAACAAUAAUUUUUUCUUUCAGUUCAAGUCAGUUUUCCACCAAAGAUAAAGAUAAUGACCAGGAUGAAUAUCGGCACUGCGCGGACAAUCAUAAAGGAGGCUGGUGGUUUGCUGCACCUGGGUGCAUCCGCUCUUUUCUUAACGGGUUAUACGGUUCUGACGCCAGCCCGUCUGGAAUUAUCUGGGAAGGAUUUCAAGGAUUAUAUACUGCACUCAAGCGUUCUGAGAUAAAAAUCAAGCCGAAAAAUCUUUGA